Molecule: messenger RNA, 2179 nt
Organism: Crotalus tigris (Tiger rattlesnake)
Lineage: Eukaryota; Metazoa; Chordata; Lepidosauria; Squamata; Viperidae
Gene: TNFRSF11B
Product: TNF receptor superfamily member 11b
Exons: 5
Coding region: 457-1686 (409 amino acids)
Molecular function (GO): protein binding
Source: RefSeq, a predicted model, not a curated record
GAGUUUCAGGGAGUUAUUUUUAAAACGCUGUUCCUAUUAACAGCCGGGACUGUGUGAAUAACUCAGUCUUUGUUGUCCUGAAGGUGAGCCUUCUUUGGACUCCCCCUUUUUGCUCAGAAAAGGGGGGGGGACAGUUUCACAAUGGAGGUGGAGGCUGGCAGACAGUAAUUAGUUAACCCAUCUUUCUGCCUGAAUCCUACUCCUCCUUCCUUUCUCCCCUCCCAGAACCUGUGGUUAAGAAGUUGCAUGAAAUCAUCAACAGGUUCCUUAAAAAAAAGAAAAAGAAAAAAAAUUGAUCAUGGGGAGAGAGGGAGGCUUUUAAGCUGAGCCACGUUUUCCUGCUGCAUGGGGCCACAGAAAUAUAUAUAAACGAGACUUAAAUAAGCUGAGGUCCUGCUUGCUAGCUGUUACUCCCGGGCUAUCUCUGAUUGCCUUUCCAGCUUCUUAAGAGUUGUAAUGCCGGGUGCGAUGACCAAAUUUCUCUGCUGCACGCUGCUGUUAUUGGACAUCUCAGUCAGGUGGACAGUCCAAGAAACUCCUCAUCCAAAGUAUAUCCAUUAUGAUCCUAUCACCUCCCAUCGGCUGAUGUGUGACCAAUGUCCUCCAGGAACCUACGUCAAACGGCAUUGUACAGCCUCAGCAAAGACGGAAUGUGCUCCUUGUCCAGAUCAGUCUUAUGCAGAUGAAUGGAACAAUAAUGAGAAAUGUCACUACUGCAACGUGAUAUGCAAGGAACUGCAGUAUGAAAAAAUCAAAUGCACCAGCACCAGAAACCGUGUCUGUGAAUGUGUAGAAGGACGGUACCUGAAACUUGAAUUCUGUUUGAAGCACGCAACAUGUCCUCCUGGAUUUGGUGUUGUUCAAAAAGGUACCCCUGAAAGUGACACCAUUUGUGAGAGAUGUCCAGAAGGAUAUUUCUCUAAUAAUACAUCAUCCAAAGCUGCCUGUCAAAUGCACACUAACUGCAGUGCCCUAAGUCUUAAAUUGGUGCAGAAGGGAGACUCCACACAUGACAACGUUUGCCAGGGAGAAGAGAAUGAUAAAUUGGACCAGCAAUGUGGAAUCGAUGUCACCCUGUGUGAAGAAGCGUUCUUCAGGUUCAUUGUGCCCAAAAAGCUAUCGCUAUCAUCCCCCUGGCUGAACACCCUCAUGGACAGUCUGCCUGGCAUGAAGAUCAGUCUUGAAAACAGAGAAAGAAUUAAACAAAAGAGUAGUGUGCAAGAUCAGACCUUUCUGCUACUAAAGUUAUGGAAAGAGCAAAAUAAGGACCACAAUACAGUCAAGAAUAUUGUCCAAGGCAUUGAUCUUUGUGAAAAUAGUGUUUUAAAGCACAUUGGACAUCUCAACAUCUCUCUUGAACAGCUCAGUAUCCUGAUGGACAACUUGCCAGGGAAACCUGUGGGUAGAGAAGAAACUGAACAGAUUUUUAGGAUGUGCAAAUCCACAGAGCCAGUACUGAAGCUCUUGAAUUUGUGGAGGAUAAACAAUAAAGACCGAGACACCAUCAAGAGCCUGACAUUAGGACUGAAGCACCUGAAAUCAUACCAUUUCCCCAAGACAACAAUUCAAGGUUUUCGGAAGGUGGUAAAAUUCCUUCACAGCCUCACAAUGUAUAAAUUAUACCAGAAGCUUUUCUUAGAAAUGCUAGGAAACCAGGUCCAUUUGGUAAAAAUGAGACGCGGGUAGUUUUAAGUUCUCUGAUCUUUCAUUUGCCACUUGCUGCUAGCAAUAAUUAAAUGGGGGAGGGGAAAGUUUUCCUAUAUGACAAUGCUUAUUUAUAUUUAUAUGACUGACUGGGAUAGCUUAGACUAUCUUAGAACUUUUGUUGUUAUUUUGUAAUAUUAAAAUGCUUAUCUGGACUCUGACUCCAUCCAAGAAUUCCAGUGAAUUCCGUGGACAAUAGAGAGAAAUAAUAGGGGAAAAAAACCCACCUCGAUUUGCUAUUUAUAUUAAUUUCAAAUCUAAAUUGUUGCAUGUAUUUAUUAACUUCAUUGGCAACUGUUUGAGAUUAAGUGCUGAAGCAGAUGACCACUUGUUAUAGAAUCAUAUAGCUAUAAGGGACCUUAGAGGUUUUCUAAUCCAACCUUCUUCCCAAGUCCUUAUACCAGUGGUGGCAAACCUAUGGCAUGGGUGCCAGAGGUGGCACUCAGAGCCCUCUCUGUGGGCACCCGUGCCGUCG